CCGAGGGGAGCCCGCGGCCGGGGCGGCUGAGCGGAGGGACGGCUUGGGGACGCGGCGCCGGCCGGAACCCGCUCCCCCCGGCCGCCGUCCCAUCCCCCAGCCCCGUCGUCCCAGGCGACACUCCCCGCCGCCUCAGGAUUCUCUUACGGUCUUCGAGGGCUCUCAGGAGGCUUGUCCCCGGGGGAGGCUGCACUCCACUCACCUCCGACUAGCGACCUCUAGGCCCCCGCCGGGACUCGCAGGGCUGCGUGCGGUUUUGCUCAGGUUUCUCCCGUCUCGAACUAAAAGGGCUCACGCUGUAAACCCCGCCUCGGCUCUAGACCUCCGAGCGCCGGCCCGUCGGGGCCCCACACGCCGGGCCAAGCCUUCGGACCGGGCAGAUCGCAGAGCUCCGUUUAGUCACCUGUCCGCGCGUCCCUGCCGCCCGAGCAAGCGGCCUGGCGGGGCGGGCAUCGAGGUUUUCCGGCAAUCAAAUAAACAGAUAGUGACAGAUUAGAGUGUUUACGAUAAGGAGGUCUUGACUUAGGUGGGACAGGAAAGGUUUUCCUGAUGGGCUGAAGCUUGGUGAGAUCAGAUUCCGUUGACCCAGAAGGGUUCGGAUCCCCCGUACCAGCCGCCAAAAACGAAAACAAAAAAUACAAAGAAGGGAGGGAAACGCUCCAAGCAGAGGGAAUAGUGUGUGCAAAGGCCGCGUGGCAGGAGGAAACGUGAUGAGUACAAAGGCUGGAGACUGAGGAGUGCGAGCAGAGACACCUGAAUGGAGUGUGGUGGCAGCUGAAGCUGGAGCCAGACGAAGCCGGCUUUAGUUGAACUGAACUUACCCAGGAACUAAAGGAAGCCAAUCAAACAUCUUAAGCUCAAGUGAGUCAAGGUAUGGGUUGGAAUUGGAGCCUAUCCCCCAACCUGAAGGCAACCAGCACCAUGUGGUUACUAACUGCUCCUCAUUCACCUAUUGAUGCCUCCCAGAAAAAAACACCGCCAACGUUCCCAGAAAGCCCAGCUGCUAUUCCACCAGCCACCACUGGAGGGCCCCAAACACCGCUAUGGAUCUCCACAGCGUCCAGUCACCCACACCCGUCUGGUGCCCAGCAAGCCCAUUGACCACAGUACCAUCACUUCCUGGGUAACUCCUCAGUUUGACACAACAGCAGAAAACUGGCUUCCAGCCCACAAGAAACAUCAUCACCGAGACCAAGCAAGAUGUUCGAGUAGAAAAUCUACCACCUCCAAGUUUCCAUAUCUAACCUUUGAGAUUCCACAAUCUUCUUCCAGUUCAGAGACAUUGGAUAUCCCCUUAAUCAGGGAAUGCCCCAAUCAAUCAGAAAAGGAUGUUUCCAGAAGGCCCUUAGUUCCAAUGCUCAGUCCCCAAAGCUGUGGGGAACUGUCAGCACACACACUUCAGAACUUACCUUGUGUGUUCAUUCCACCUGACAUUCAGACCCCAGAAUCAUCUUCUGUAAAGGAAAAACCCAUUCCCCUAGAUCAGAGGGAAAACAUCCUUUCAGGCUGCUCCCUUCACAUUAGCACUCCCAACAGCCCAAAUCCUGGGCCUAUUCUGGUUAAAGACACCCCCGAGGAGAAUUAUGGGAUGAAGGUCACAUGGAGGAGACGUCGGCACAUGUUUGCUUACCUCAGGGAGAGAGGGAAGCUGAGCAGAAGCCAGUUCCUUGUGAAAAACUGAUGGAUUUCUCAGACAUCAGUCUCUCUCAUCAGCACUCUCAAGAAAUUGAAUUGACAGCUGAUUUUUAUAGAGUUGCUAAAGUCACUUUUGUAGCUCUCAAGAGAGUAGAUUGAUAGAAUAAAAUGGAAAUAAUAGUAGAAAAAAGAUAUUUUAGGGGCCGGCCCGUGGCUCACUCGGGAGAGUGUGGUGCUGAUAACACCAAGUCAAGGGUUAACAUCCCCUUACUGGUCAUCUUUAAAAAAAAAAAAAAGAAAAUUUUAACGAGAGCCUAGAGUCGUAAGGAAAUUCAGUUCCCAGAUUUGCUUUUUAAGAUACCUUGUAUCAUAAACAGUUUAGUGUCACGAACUAUUCACUCCAUAUUUUUCCUGUAUUAACUAUUUAAAAAUUUAAAAUAUCUUGUAGUAAUUGUUUAAAAUGUAUGUAAAUUGUUGCAGAAAGUUUUUAGAGAAUCCUGCUUCUGUCCGUGAUGCAGCAAUAUUGUCCUAUUUGCCCUGUCCACAAAAGGUCUUUCUUAAUUGUUUCCUUUAACCACUACUCAUUAAUCCUUUAAUCAUCUCAUUCAGACUAAUUCAUCCCACACUUUUGAGUACCAACUCUGUCAGGCUCAAUGGCAGCUUCCUCUAUGACUGGAUAGAUGGGAAAAAUUAAAGCAAACUCUGACUUUUUAUGGUUGACGGCCACCUCCGCAACCUUGGUUCAUCUGCUGAAAGGGCAACAUGAAGAAAGGACGGCAAACCCGAUUUUAGUGAAUACAGUGGGAUCAGAGGAGAUAAAGGAGACAUAGCUGAGUCACUUAGGUUUCCUUGUGUUUUCAGUUUUUGUUUCCAACUGAAGAAAUCUAUAAAUAUUGAA
This is a messenger RNA of Cynocephalus volans (Philippine flying lemur), 2533 nucleotides long. RefSeq names its product RAD9-HUS1-RAD1 interacting nuclear orphan 1 (gene RHNO1). The record is from RefSeq and is a predicted model, not a curated record. Gene Ontology annotation, biological process: DNA damage checkpoint signaling; recombinational repair; cellular response to ionizing radiation. The transcript has 3 exons. NCBI's taxonomy places the organism in Eukaryota, Metazoa, Chordata, Mammalia, Dermoptera, Cynocephalidae. Gene Ontology annotation, cellular component: chromosome; nucleus. Bases 956 to 1681 code for a protein of 241 amino acids.